CUGGGCAAGACGCAUGAAAUGACUUGAUAUCGAUUUUAUCAAUUCCCAUCCCUGUUAAGAGAGAAAAUGUUGGUCAUGGUGUCCAUACUCGAACAUUUGCUAUUCCUGUCGAAAUGUUUCAGAUUUGAUUUUUUUUUUUGUUUGCUUUGUUGUUAAAAAAGAAGAAUGUCGAGUGGCAAAACUUAUUCGAGAGAAGCCGAGAUGAAGAACGUGUUCAGAGAGUCCUUCACAGGAGACGGGGCGCGUAGGUUCCGUUCAGCGGUCUCUGAGUAUGCCAAACCAAGUGUUGGCAUCCGAUCUGAGCUAAGCAUGUAAAAGGCCUUCCAGAAGUCGCCCACAUUGUGAUCUCCCUUUUUCCUUAUUUUACGACCGGAACUCGUGGAGCGACUCGGACUCCCUUCUCUUUCUUACCACUGUUUGGCUGAACCUGCAAUUAGUGACACACCGAAACUUCUUUGCGGCGAUUUGGGCGGCUACCAAUGUGAUGGAACCCUAAAUUCGCGCGCUUUCGCCUUUGAAACAGGUAUCUGUCACGUUUGAUCGUUAUCGGCUGAUAUGAAGCCCACUAGGACGCUUAUUUGUUUCAACCAGUGGCGCAUGCACAGAGUUGCGAGGUCUACAUUUGGUUCGCUGUUGCGUCCUACAGCAAGUCUCCACGUAGACGCUGCUCAGAACCUUGGAGAAUUUAAGGGAACAACUAGUACUAGUUUGUUUAAAUCAUGGUUUCAUACUUUCUUGAAAGAAAAAUUUGGUAGUUUGGAGCAGAAAUCUCAAGUUGGUAUCCGUGAAUUUUCAAAGUUUGCUAAAUGGGAGAGCCCUCUGACUAGAGACCGACUCGUGCAACUUUGGCUCAUGGACGAGAGAGAGGAACGCGAUAGGAAGAAAAGAAAGCAGAGGGUGCUUGGUUCUGGCCCGGUCGAAGGAAACGUGUUCAGAAGCCCUUCUACCUUUGGAUUUCCUUUUAAAAGGCUCUUUCCUGGUAUACGAGGUGUAGUGGAUGAUUCUCUGUCAAAAGAGAGCACUCCCCCUGUGCAGCCACCUCUCAGCCAAACUGGGACAUAUUUUCUGGAGCCAACUUCCGCAGAGGAGGUCAAGGUAGAGCGUCUCCUUGCAAGGGCAAACUUGCUUAUUACAAGAGAUAUAGAAUGGGCAAAUCUUAUGCUUGGUUUUGAGCAGGAGAACCGAUAUGCUGUUGUUGAUCCUGCUUAUCCUCAAUCUCCUGCAGGUUAUAUACGUGAGCAGAGCAAUAUUAUCUUUAGGCAGUUGUUGCGUACAAGGCGACCUUUUAUUGCUUACAUAAUGGAUGCCCAAGGGAAUGAGUUAUUCCGAGUGCGCAGGCCUCCUUGGUUGAUAAAUAGCACCAUCUAUGCAGAGAUAAAUGGAAAGGAAAUUGGUGUUGUUCACAGGCGAUGGCAUCUUUGGAGGAGGAUAUAUGAUCUAUACCUGGGGAAGGAGCAGUUUGCAGUUGUAGAAAAUCCUGGCUUUUGGAAUUGGACAUUUACCUUAAAGGACAAUGAAGGGAAUGUACUUGCUGAAAUUGAUCGUGACUGGAGGGGUAUUGGUCUUGAGCUGUUUACUGAUGCAGGGCAAUAUGUAAUAAGAUUUGGACAUUCCAAUGAAAAUGUCAAGGCCGGUCCAGUUUCUCAGAUCCAUGAGCUGGAAAUUUCUCGUCCAUUAACUCUAUCAGAGAGAGCUGUGGCAGUUGCAUUGGCUGUGUCAUUGGACAAUGAUUACUUCUCUAGGCACAGUGGCUGGGGAAUCCCUUUUAUUCCAAUUGCCGGAGGUGAAUAGGAAACUUCCAGUGAUUGAACCAGUUGGCAAACAUGAUUUUGAUUUACAAAGGCUCCAGAGUUGAUGUAUGUCUCUGAAAACAUUAUGAAUGGAAUAAUGAUCUCGAGAAGCUGUAUUGGAGCAACACAUCAGUAACCAAGGAAUGAGCUAAUGCUCAUGAACAUUUUAAGGAGAGUUUUACCCCAUCUGAUAGUUCUUGGUGGAAACACCUUAGAAGGUCACUUCAUUUUCAUUUCUUGUAGUGCCAAUCUAGCACAAGGCCUUAUCUUAUUUAUAUUUAGUUUAUUUUAUAUUUAGUUUAUUUAUUGUAUUUUGUUUGAUUUGAUUUCCCAAUAUUUCGUUUGUAUUGACAAUGGUCUCUCAAACGAAUAGAAUACAAUAGAAUUCGAUCGUC
Molecule: messenger RNA, 2185 nt
Organism: Nymphaea colorata (pocket water lily)
Lineage: Eukaryota; Viridiplantae; Streptophyta; Magnoliopsida; Nymphaeales; Nymphaeaceae
Product: altered inheritance rate of mitochondria protein 25
Exons: 14
Coding region: 556-1791 (411 amino acids)
Biological process (GO): plasma membrane phospholipid scrambling
Cellular component (GO): plasma membrane
Molecular function (GO): phospholipid scramblase activity
Source: RefSeq, a predicted model, not a curated record